This is a messenger RNA of Ogataea angusta, 792 nucleotides long. RefSeq lists its product as uncharacterized. The transcript has a single exon. NCBI's taxonomy places the organism in Eukaryota, Fungi, Ascomycota, Pichiomycetes, Pichiales, Pichiaceae. The coding region runs from base 1 to 792 and encodes 263 amino acids. The record is from RefSeq and is a predicted model, not a curated record.
AUGAGCCAACUGCGCAAAAAACAGUCGCUGUCCAUACUGUCUGGAUCGCACUUGAACCAGCUGAGCGGAGCGGCAAGCGUCGGCUCCGACAGGCCGGUGAAAGAGCGAGUCAUCAGCGAAAGCACGGGGCUAAUCAAAUUCGCAUUGCGCCAGAGCUCUGACAAACACAACCCGGACGACGACGCAGACAAGCAGGGUCUGCCGAUCUACAUUCCGAUCGAGGAAAACGUACGGGAGACCGACGGAAGGACAGAAGAGCUGAACACGUUGAUGUUCCAGCUCGCGUCGAAACAGCGCAAGGCGCUCGAGCUGAGGGACGAGCUGGAGUCGGUCGAGUCGGAGGUCAGGAUUCUGGAGCAGCAGUGCAGAAACCUGAUGGAUAUCCCUGGAGAACGGAAGCUGGCAAAAAAACAGUCCAUCAUCAAUUUUGCUCCGCGCAGCGAAAAACUCGGCCAGGAGCCGUAUACACAGCUGACCAAGACACUCAACACUUUCACAAACAAUCUCAGCAGCAACAUUCACGCCAACGAGCUGCUGAAUAAGGGGAAGACGUUCAUCGAGAACCUGAAUAAGGAGAACGAGAAAUGGAUUGCGGAUCUGCAGAACAGAGCCUCGAGCUUCAGAAACGAGGAACACCCCAUGCUCAAGAAACUCAUGAAGCACAAGGCCGACAACUCGCCGCUGAUCCCGAGACUCAGGUCGUCCCUCAACCUGUUCCACGCGUCCGGCCCGGACAGCGAGUACUCGGACGACGAGCACUACGGCGGAGAAACCUCGCCAUACCCAGCAUAG